AUGGCAUUCUCUCGGUUCAACAAGAAAGCAUCCUCCACUGUCUCCAGCAGCCAGCCCCUGGCACUGGUCAUCGCCAACCUGACCCUACGCUUUCUGCAAUUCAUUUUUGCCGUCGCAGUCCUUGGUCUCUACGGCACCGAACUCAGCGACGCUCGCAAAAACCACACUGGUGACUACUCUAAAUGGUCGUACGCAGAAGUCGUAGGCGUACUCUCGGCCGUCACAUGCUUGGUGUACGUGUUGCCCAAGGUGAAGAGCUGGUGGGCGUUCGGCUGGGAUCUGGUUCUAUUUAUACUAUGGGUGGCUGUCUUUGGGGUCUUUGGAAAAAUCUACAUUCAUGCAAAGCCUGUGAAUGGAGGUGUCAAGAGGAUGAAGAACGCUGUGUGGGUUGACUUGGUUAACAUGCUUCUUUGGCUGGUCACUGCAGUAGUCUCGGUAGUGAUAUUUUUCACGAUGAGAGGUGAAAGGUCGCUUCAUACUGGAAGGGCCGCCGUCUGA
Molecule: messenger RNA, 498 nt
Organism: Letharia columbiana
Lineage: Eukaryota; Fungi; Ascomycota; Lecanoromycetes; Lecanorales; Parmeliaceae
Exons: 2
Coding region: 1-498 (165 amino acids)
Cellular component (GO): membrane
Source: RefSeq, a predicted model, not a curated record